AUGUCUUCCUUUUCCCUUAAGCGAUCCUCGGAGCUGUCCUUAGACGGCCCCGAUCCGGAUCCACAAGCGUUCAGUGUUCGUAGGAUCGAGUCCAUCUCAGACCGUCUGAGCGAAGUAGGCUCGUCCAUGCUGGGUCGUUCGAUGACGCGCUACGUUGACACCUUUUUCUACAUCAGUCCAGAAGUGCAAGCUGCCAGUCGAAAACAUGUUCUAUGA
Echinostoma caproni is the source of this 216-nucleotide messenger RNA. Lineage: Eukaryota; Metazoa; Platyhelminthes; Trematoda; Plagiorchiida; Echinostomatidae. The record is from the annotation of a GenBank genome assembly.